This is a messenger RNA of Phytophthora sojae, 663 nucleotides long. RefSeq lists its product as hypothetical. Lineage: Eukaryota; Oomycota; Peronosporomycetes; Peronosporales; Peronosporaceae. The transcript has 2 exons. The record is from RefSeq and is a predicted model, not a curated record. Bases 1 to 663 code for a protein of 220 amino acids.
AUGCCUACGCUAAGUUGUUCAGCCACCAACGUGAUAGCGGCGGGCUCGCUCCAGAACUGGGCCGCAGAGACGACAGAGGCUUGGAAAUCCCAAGUGCAGGACGAGUGGAGACGCCAGAAGCGCCUCAACAACUCGCUGCGGUUCCGUGCGCGUAAGAAGAACGAGCUCAUGCAGCUGCGCAUCGAGCGCGAACACCUGGAGAUGGAAGUCAAGCGACGUCUGACCGCUCCAGAGAGCUCGGCGUUGGAGCACAACCGCGCAAUGUGCCAGCUCGCUCUCGAAAGUGAAGCGCUUCGAGCUGACAACCUAUACCUGCAGCUUAAAGUUCGUCAGUUUGAGUGCUUCGUGUCUCCGGAACGAGCUCUGGCUGGCGCAUCUACUUCCCCAACCACGUUCGGCUGGACGGCUCACCGUGCAUCAAGUUUGACGGAGAAUAAGCAGGAAAUGCUGCAAGCUCGACUCACAACUCGCAUUCAGUGCUCACUGUUCGUAGCCGACACGACGGUCACAAAUGCAGAUAUCAACACCUGGCCACUCCUUGUCACGCCUCCGAACUGGAGCCACUCCCAGCGAGGAGAAGUCACCACCCAAGUGCUGCAAGAACUCGACGAGGGGUGGGGCUUUUCAUCAAGGAAAACGAGGCGGUUCGUCAAGGCGAUUUGA